Microbotryum saponariae is the source of this 708-nucleotide messenger RNA. The record is from the annotation of a GenBank genome assembly. Lineage: Eukaryota; Fungi; Basidiomycota; Microbotryomycetes; Microbotryales; Microbotryaceae.
AUGGUCCGUUUCAAGCACCGCUACCUGCUCGUACACCUCCUGUUCCCCUCGCUCGCCCCCGAAGACCCAACCCCGCCGCUGCACGACUCGGACUUGAUCAAGGUCUUGCGAGAGUCGUUGUUGGUCAACUUUGGCGAUUUAGGGGCGGGCACGGUCGGUGGAUUGUUUAGUAGUGAGUUCACGCGCGACGGGUGUCGCAGAGCGUCUGCCCUCCGUGCCCGGGUCGGCCUUCGCAAUCACUCUCAUCUGCUCCUCGCUCGUCUCGCGUAGAAGCGUUCACCGAGAUCUGGACCCAAGCUGAUUCUUCUUUCUUUGGUGUCCAACAGUCAAAUACUUUUCGCCCGCGACGCGCAUGCUCAUCCUCCGCGUCGCGAGGGAACACGCCCAGACGCUGUGGUGUGCUCUGACUCUGUUGCGUCGCUUAGGGGGCCAGACCGUGAUCGCUAGGGUGUUGCACGUCAGCGGUGAGUGAAUCGUGUAGCCCUACUGGCUUCGGCUGGGGGCUCUUCCGAUCUCUGAUGUCGUUUGUGCGGGGCGCCGAACAAAGGUACGAUCCGGAAAACCCAACUCUCGGCCAUUUCGUACGACCGACUGUUGAUUCUCGAAUCGGCUGGGCGUCUCCGGCGCAAAGGGAACGACAAGGAUGCAGACGAGAUUGAAGCGCAGGUUGGGAAAGAUGAAGAGAAGAUCCUAGAGAUGGACGCUUGA